AUGAAGUUCUCACUCAUCAUCCCGGCCAUGGCCGCCAUCUCCUCCGUCCUCGCCCUCCCCACCGGUACCUUCGGCGGCAGUGCCAACGCCGGCGUCAGCGCCGGCCUCGGUGGCAUCACCGGCGGUGCCUCCGGCCAAGUCGGCGGCCAAUUCACGAUCCCCAGCGCCAUCAACUUCGGCGCCGGCAUCACCGUCGAAGCCUGCGAGGCGUCCAUCCAAGCAUGGCUCCAGGCCAAGGGUCUCUGCGAGGUCGACGGCUCCAUCGGCGCCAAGGCCCAGGCAUACCUCAACGGCGUGCUCCACGGUCAGACCGGAUUGGAGGGCCUCUUCGGUAUGGCUGCCGGAAUCAACCUGGGCGGCCAGGUCGGCGCCAGCGUUGACCCCAACACCCAGCUCAUCACCAGCGCCAUCCAGGGCCUCCUGAGCGGUACCUUCAAGUUCACCGCUGACAUGUCCGGCGAUCUGUUCAACGCUGCCAUCAAGGGCUGGCUCCAGGCUGCUGGUCUCUGUGAGGCUGACGGUUCCAUCGGCGCCACUGCUGAGGCUUACAUCAACGCUUUCCUUAACGGCGCUACUGCAUUCGAGGGUCUGUUCGGUAUUACGGAGGGUAUCAAGCUUGGAACCGAGAUCGUCGGCCAGGUUGAGGGCAUCGCUUCCGACGUCCUCAAGGGCAACGUCUCCGGUGUCCUCUCCAAGAGCAUCAGCAUUGGCGGUGAGGUCGCAUCUGAGUUCGCAUCUGAAGCCCUCAAGUUCCUCUCCCCCUUCCUCGGUGCCAUUGGUCUCAAGAACUAG
Molecule: messenger RNA, 792 nt
Organism: Pseudovirgaria hyperparasitica
Lineage: Eukaryota; Fungi; Ascomycota; Dothideomycetes; Acrospermales; Acrospermaceae
Exons: 1
Coding region: 1-792 (263 amino acids)
Source: RefSeq, a predicted model, not a curated record